AUGGCAGCCUCUGCUGUGGUUGAGAGUGAAAUGCGCCUAGAGGUCUCCUGGGCCCAGGUUGGGUGGGACUUCCGGAAGGUGAUUGACGUGGGAUUAAUGGCCGCCACGCGCAGAGCAACCUCUUGUCUCAGCCCUUCCGCCAUGCUACAGGUGGGAUCACAACGAGUGCUUUCCUUAACAGUGGAUGGAACCUGGCAUUGGAUCCUACAUUGUUCAGGGCCGCUUGAAGACGCCAUUGAGGACGAGGAGGAAGAGUGUCCCUCAGAAGAGACAGACGUCCUCUCCAAAGGAGACUUUCCCCUGGAGGAAAGCUUUCCCUCCGGAUUUGGGCCCGGAAAUCUGAGCUGCGAAGAAGUGGAAUACUUUUGUAACAAAGGUGACGAUGAAGGGGUCCAGGAGGCGGCAGAGUCAGACGGGGACACACAGCCAGAGAAGCCAGGGCCGCCUGGAGUGGAGGCGGAGGACUGGGAUGGCCCAGGUGAGCUGGAGGUGCUUCAGAAAGAUGGGGAGCGGAAAAUUCAAAGUCGCCAGCAACUUCCAGUGGGCACCACGUGGGGGCCGUUUGCCGGGAAGAUGGACCUGAACAAUAACUCCUUGAAGACGAAGGCUCAAGUCCCCAUGGUGCUGACGGCCGGUCCCAAGUGGCUGCUGGAUGUGACUUGGCAAGGCGUGGAGGACAACAAAAACAACUGCAUCGUGUACAGCAAAGGGGGUCAGCUGUGGUGCACGACGACGAAGGCCAUCUCCGAGGGCGAGGAGCUCAUCGCCUUCAUGGUGGAUUUCGACUCUCGGCUCCAGGCUGCCAGCCAGAUGGCCCUGGCGGAAGGGAUGUACCCGGCGCGGCUGCUGGAUUCCAUCCCGCUGCUGCCCCAGCAGGCCGCCAUGGCGUCCAUCCUGCCCACGGCCAUCGUCAACAAGGACAUCUUCCCGUGCAAGUCCUGCGGCAUCUGGUACCGCAGCGAGCGGAACCUGCAGGCCCACUUGAUGUACUACUGCAGCGGGAGGCAGCGCGAGGCCGCCCCGGUGUCGGAGGAGACUGAGGACGGCGCCCCGCAGGUGUCCAGCCUGUGCCCCUUUCCGCAGUGCACCAAGAGCUUCCCGAGCGCCCGUGCCCUGGAGAUGCACCUGAGCUCGCACAGUGGCAUGAAGAUGGAGGAGUUCCUGCCCCCUGGAGCCAGUCUCAAAUGCACCGUGUGCAGCUACACGGCAGACUCUGUGAUCAGCUUCCACCAGCACCUGUUCUCCCACCUCACGCAAGCUGCCUUCCGGUGUAACCACUGCCACUUUGGCUUCCAGACUCAGAGGGAGCUCCUGGCUCACCAGGAGCUGCAUGCCACUGGUGGCAAACUGCCCAGGGACAGCGACCUUGAGCAGUCUCCACGAGGACCUGAAGACAGCUUGCAGUCGACUGCCGACCCGCUGGCCCGAGGCGAGCUCCCUCUGGGCCAGAAGGCCAUGCAGACUAAAGAUGCAAGCUCUGACACGGAGCUGGACAAGUGUGAGAAAAAGACCCAGCUCUUUCUCACUACCCAGAGACCCGAAAUACAGCCUGCAACAAACAAGCAAAGCUUUUCCUACACGAAGAUAAAGUCGGAGCCCUCCAGCCCACGUCUUGCUUCGUCCCCUGUGCAGCCCAACGUCGGGCCUUCCUUCCCUGUGGGUCCUUUCCUGUCUCAGUUUGCGUUUCCCCAAGAUAUAACCAUGGUUCCCCAGGCUUCCGAGAUCUUGGCCAAGAUGUCCGAGCUGGUGCAUCGGCGGCUGAGGCAUGGAAGCAGUAGCUACCCACCUGUCAUCUACAGCCCCUUGAUGCCCAAGGGGGCGACUUGUUUUGAGUGUAACAUAACCUUCAAUAAUUUGGAUAAUUACCUAGUGCACAAAAAGCAUUACUGCAGCAGCCGGUGGCAGCAGAUGGCCAAGUCCCCGGAGUUCCCUGGGGUUGCAGAAAAGAUGCCCGAAGCGGUGAGUCCCAACACGGGCCAGACCUCCAUCAGCCUCCUCAACCCGCCCACACAUCCUGCGGACCCCGAGAACCCGCUUCUUCAGGCUCCCUGCAUCAAUUCCUCCACUGUCUUGGAUUUAAUGGGCCCCAAUGGGAAGGGCCAUGACAAGGACUUUUCUGCUCAAGCGAAGAAGCUCUCCACCACCAGCAGCAGUGAUGACAAAGUGAAUGGCAAACCUGUCGAUGUGAAGAAUGCCAGCAUCCCCUUGGUGGAUGGGGAGAGCGACCCAAACAAGACGACUUGUGAAGCCUGCAACAUUACCUUCAGCCGGCACGAAACGUACAUGGUCCACAAACAGUACUACUGCGCCACGCGCCACGACCCGCCGCUGAAGAGGUCUGCGUCCAACAAAGUGCCUGCCAUGCAGAGGACCAUGCGCACUCGCAAGCGCAGGAAGAUGUACGAGAUGUGCCUACCCGAGCAGGAGCAGAGGCCCCCGCUGGCCCAGCAGCGCUUUCUCGACGUGGCCAGCCUCAGCAACCCCUGCAGCUCCACCCAAGAGGCCGCCGAUGGGCUGGGCGAGUGCUACCACCCGAGAUGUGACAUCUUCCCCGGAAUUGUCUCCAAGCACCUGGAAACUUCCCUGACCAUCAACAAAUGUGUCCCUGUGUCCAAAUGCGACAGCACUCACUCCAGCAUGUCCUGCCUGGAGAUGGACGUGCCCAUCGAUCUCAGCAAGAAGUGUUUGUCCCAGUCUGAGCGGACGACUGCAUCUCCCAAAAGGCUGCUGGACUACCACGAGUGCACCGUGUGCAAGAUCAGCUUCAACAAGGUGGAGAACUACCUGGCCCACAAGCAGAAUUUCUGCCCAGUCACCGCCCACCAGCGCAGCGAGCUGAGCCAACUAGACGGCAAAGGGUUUCCCAACCCGGAGAGCGAACGGAACAGCCCAGACAUCAGCUAUGAAAGAAGCAUCAUAAAGUGUGAGAAAAACGGGAACCCGAAGCAGCCCUCUCCCAAUGGAAACUUGUUUUCGUCCCAUCUAGCUACCCUGCAAGGCCUGAAAGUCUUCAGUGAAGCAGCUCAGCUCAUCGCUACAAAAGAAGAAAGCAAACCUUUGCUUCUUCCCCAAUGCCUUUACCCGGGAGCAAUAAAGAAGGCCAAAGCAGCUGACCAGCUCUCCCCCUACUAUGGCAUAAAGCCCAGCGACUACAUCUCGGGCUCUCUUGUGAUCCACAACACUGACAUAGAGCAAAGCACAAAUGCAGAGAAUGAAUCUCCCAAAGGCCAGGCGUCUUCCAAUGGGUGCACCGUGCCGAAGAAAGACUCCCUGCCACUGCCGCCCAAAAACAGAGGCAUGGUCAUAGUGAACGGGGGACUGAGGCCGGAGGAGAGGCCAGCCGCCACCCCACAGCAAGAGAACGCUUCCCAGAGCCCGGCCCAGGAAGAUGGUCACAAAUCGCCCUCCUGGAUCUCGGAGAACCCGCUAGCUGCCAACGAGAACGUCUCCCCCGGGACCCCCUCGGCCGAGGAACAGUUGUCUAGCAUAGCGAAAGGCGUGAACGGCUCCACCCAGACACCGAGCAGUGGCAAGUACUGCCGGCUAUGUGACAUCCAGUUCAACAACCUUUCAAACUUUAUAACUCACAAGAAGUUCUAUUGCUCGUCACACGCCGCGGAACAUGUCAAAUGAACGGAGGACUCCGUAGACAUCAGUCACCUUUGGUACCAGUGUUUAGUAUGUUGUUCUAACCCAUCCAGAACACAACACAACACAACAACAAGCUGUUUGAAUUACAUCUGGCGAUCAGGAACUAAUUCACCAUGGCUGAGUUAAAGACUUAAGAUGUAAUUUCAUUACAGUCCAUUAGUAAAGUGUAUUCUUGGUGCCAUUUUCAAAAAAAUUAAUUUAUUUUACCAGCAGUAUUCAUAGCUGUGGUUAUGUUAUUUUUUAUUUAAAAACUUUAUAUUAAAGUCAUUUGUAAUGUUAUUGUAUAGUUAUUGUGUAGCACAUAUGGUUUGCACUGUAUAGUAGGUUUUAAAGAAAAUAGUCACAAACAAUACAGAACAGCAUUUUAGAAAUAGCUUCAAAAGCACUUGUGUAUCCUAAUUUUUUUCCUUAUAUGCUGUUGCAGAUAUAUGUAUAUGCUAAAAUAUAACUUGCAAAGAUGUUCUAAAUACACAUGCUAUGAGUUCGCCUUAAGAUUUCAAUUCUUGGAUAAUCAGGCUCUGUUUGCACUUUAUAUUUUAGCAAAUACUGUCUCUUAGUCACUAGGCUUUGCAUUUGUAUGUAGCCGUACGUUUCUGUCCAUUUUCUUAAUCUUAAACAUGUAUGUUAAAUGAAGAUGGCAAUUUUUUUCUUGUAUAGUACUUGUAUUUUCUUUCGCUGAUGCAGCUCUGUCAAUUUUUAAACCUUUGCUGUUAAAUGCAAUACUUUAUAAAGAUGAACAAAAUUACUGGAAGCAGUAUUGUAAGGAAUGAGGUAGUGUUAACCAGUUUUAUCUUUUGAAAGGCACAGUCUAAAUCAAAACCCUGAACUCAAUGCUGCAAGUAUGAAUUUAAUUCAUAUAUAAGAUCUAUUUAAAUAUAAGAGUAGCAAUACUGCACCUGGUGAUCACAGAGAUAAUGUUCUACUUCUGAUAGAAAUAAUUUCUCAACAAAUGUUGUUACUAUGCAUGGAUAUGGAUGGAAUAAAAUUCCAGAUUGUUGGAGAA
Molecule: messenger RNA, 4654 nt
Organism: Chinchilla lanigera (long-tailed chinchilla)
Lineage: Eukaryota; Metazoa; Chordata; Mammalia; Rodentia; Chinchillidae
Gene: Zfpm2
Product: zinc finger protein, FOG family member 2
Exons: 9
Coding region: 1-3633 (1210 amino acids)
Biological process (GO): positive regulation of transcription by RNA polymerase II; heart development; cell differentiation
Cellular component (GO): nucleus
Molecular function (GO): RNA polymerase II-specific DNA-binding transcription factor binding
Source: RefSeq, a predicted model, not a curated record